CUUUUGAAUUAAUUUUAUCUGGGAUUCCGCAAUCAAGAUUUUAUUCAUUUUCUAAAAGAAAAAAAAACAAGAAAAUCUAAAAUAAAAUUAUGUAGAAUUGGAAUUAAAAAAUUUUACAAAUUAAUAUCCUUUUUGCAUAGUUGCGUAGUACACGGAGUCGUGUUACUUGCGUACGAUCCAUAUGGUAGCAUUAAUAAUUAAACACAAUCUUUUAUAUUAACUAUUUGAUGUACAAUCGGCUGGUAUGAAUAGUUUUAUAACAGUUCACGAUUUUGCAUGAUUGAAUAUUACCUGUGAGAUGUUCUAAUAUUGAUUAUAAGGUAUUCAAGUUCUUAUUUGAAAGUCAAAUUUGACAAUAUCUUACCAUUGGAAAAAUCAUUCUUUGAAAUAAAAAAAAUAUAUUGAAACUCAUAAUAGCUAAAGAAAAUCUAUAGACAUUUUGUGAGACUUGCAAGUUUAUUUUUAUUAAUAUUUUCAUGCAUGAUUAUUCAAGAUGGCAAGUUGGCAAUACCUUCUACAAUCAAUUCUUCAAGAGCAUAAAAAUUUUGUUUUAAAAAACAAAGACAGGAAUGAAUUUGAAUUAAUGAAAUUUUUUGUUGACAAUGAUGGCAUAAGAAAACAAAUAAAUUUGUGGUUUUAUAAUGUACAACAUAGUGGUAUUUCAUAUGAAAAGAAUAUGCAAAAAAGUGAACAAUUUAGAAAACUAGGUAAUAGAGAAUUUAAAAAUAAAACAUAUUUAGACAGCAUAAAAUAUUAUACAUUGAGCUUACAAUAUGCUUCAUGGGAAAGUCAAGAGUUUGCAUUAGCCUUAGCUAACAGAUCUGCUGCCCUAUUUCAUCUAGAAAAAUACCAGGCUUGUACUGAAGAUAUAAAAUUAGCUAUGGAAUAUAACUACCCACAGAAUAUGUUAUAUAAAUUAUAUUUGCGUGCAGCUCGUUGUUAUUUAAAGCUACAGAAGAAAAAUCUUGUGGAAGAAUUUUUAUGUAAGCUAAAUGAGUGUCUUGAAACUGAUUAUAUUAUUUCCAGCAAUAAAAGAGAUAUUCUAGAAAAACAAAUACUUCUACUAUCAUCUGAAGCUAUAAACAUAGUUGAUAUCAUCGAAAUGAAUGAACUAGAUUGUCAUUUACCUGAAAUUGCAUUUGGUGAACAUUCAGAAUUCCGAAACGCAUCAGCUGCUCUAAAUUUGAAAUUUUCCAAAGACAAAGGUCGCCAUGUAUAUGCUAAUCAGAAUAUAAAAAAAGGACAAAUUUUAUUCGUUGAACGACCGUUUGCCUUUGUUUUAUUAGAGAAUGAGUUCAGUCAUACUGUUUGUGCUCAAUGUUGUAAAUGGAAAGGUGAUGUACCAAUAUCUUGCAAAUUUUGUGCAAAUACAAUUUAUUGUACUGAAAAGUGCAGAAUAGAUGCUUGGUUAACCCAUCAUCAAUGGGAAUGUUUUGGGAAUCAAAUAGAUAUUUGGAAUAAAAUUGGAAUAGCACAUUUGACUAUCAGAACCUUCUUAACAUGUUGCUACACAGAAGAUAAAAUUAUGUUUAAUAAUAUUCAACGCUUGGUUACAAACAUAAAUGAAAUAUCAACUCAAGAUAUGUUUAUUUACGGAAUAACGGCAUUGAUGAUGACUUUAUAUUUACAUGAUUUUACAAAUUUCUUCGAAGUGAUGAAUAUUUAUGAAGUUUUAUUUGCAAAAUUUGAUGACUCAAAACUUAACAUGCAUACAUUAUUAGAACUUCUCCCCGAAGAUUGGUCAAAACACUUAACUUUGGUUUAUAUAAGUGGAAUUAUUUUACGGCAUAUGUUGCAGCUUAUAUGUAAUGGCCAUGCUAUAACAAAACUACAAUUGGCUAAUAAUGAAAAUGGAAAUUGUAUUACCGAAUAUCAGUGUAGACUUGCUACAGCUAUUUAUCCAUCAGCAAGUAUGAUGAACCACUCUUGUGAUCCAAAUAUUAUAAAUAGUUUUAAAGAUAAAUAUCUUAUUGUGAAAGCUAUAAAAGACAUUCCUAUUGGUAGUGAAAUUUUUAAUUGUUACGGACCUCAUUACAGGCGAAUGUAUACAAAAGAUAGACAAGUAGCGUUACAAAGUCAAUAUUGUUUCAAGUGUGAAUGUGAUGCUUGUACCCUACGUCCAUUGAAUAACUUUUUGUAUAAAUUUCAAACACUGAGUUGUGAAGAUUGUAUGGGACCGCUUGAAUUGAUUAAUAACUCAUCUGCACACUGUUUAGACUGUCAAACAACAAUUUAUCUAAAGACAAACCUUAUAUAUGAAUUGGAAGAAUCAAAAAAUUUACAUAAUAAAGCAAAAAUUGACUUAGAGGAAAGACAAUUUGAACAAGCUUUGGAGAAAGCAAAGCGAUGUCUUGAUAUUAGAAAAAAGUUUUUAAACCAAUCACAUGAAGCUGUUGCAUCAACAUAUGAUUUAAUUGGAAAAAUAUUAGCUUUAAUGGGUCGAUGGUUAGAUUCUAUAUCCCACUUGGAACAUAGCAUUGCAGCAGUUGAAGAAAGAUUUGGAGAACAUAGUAUAGAGCUUGCCAAUGAAAUCAACAAAAUUACAGAUAUAUGUAUGCAGUAUCUCAAUGAGGAAACCAACACAAACACUAAACAGUACAAAAAUACUGCGAAAAAAACCCGACGACUUCUAAAUAGAGCUGAAGAGAUUUUCAACUUGAAUUAUGGCCCAUGGAAUGAUGCUGAUUGUCAAAUAACAAAUAAACUUCAAGAUUUAGUGCCUUUACUAGAAAAUUUAAAUUUGUAAUUUAUUAUUCAAAAAAGUAUGUACCGUAUAAAAUACUUUAGUAGAAUAGACUAGUUUGAAAUAAGUUUGUAUAUUUUAUUAUGUAUUUUUUACAUGCACAUAAACUAGAAAACGUCCGCUCAUUGAAUAAACAAUGAUCUAAACUAAAAAAUGUUACAUAAAAGUUAAUCAAGGAAUAAAUAUCGAAUAUUGUAAGUUACAAUUGUUUGCUUCUCUCUGAUACUCAAAUGUUACUAAAGUUAAAAAAAAUCUUUAAUCUACGAU
Molecule: messenger RNA, 3010 nt
Organism: Phymastichus coffea
Lineage: Eukaryota; Metazoa; Arthropoda; Insecta; Hymenoptera; Eulophidae
Product: SET and MYND domain-containing protein 4-like
Exons: 11
Coding region: 494-2746 (750 amino acids)
Molecular function (GO): protein binding
Source: RefSeq, a predicted model, not a curated record